Molecule: messenger RNA, 3218 nt
Organism: Oryctolagus cuniculus (rabbit)
Lineage: Eukaryota; Metazoa; Chordata; Mammalia; Lagomorpha; Leporidae
Source: RefSeq, a predicted model, not a curated record
UGCUAGGGGCGGGGCGGCGGCGCGGUCCCGGAGCUCCGCUAGCGGCCGCGGCUCGUUCCGCGCUCUCCCGCCGCAGCCCUCGGCGCCGCCUGUUGCUAGCUCUGCCGGGCCGCCGCGUCCCGCCCGCUGCCCCGGGGGUAGGCGGCCCGAGAGGGCGCCAGCGCGCGGGCAGCUUCCCGCCCUCUCCUGGCCCCGCGCCCGAGCGGUUCGCACGACGCCGGCAGCCCCGAGACCGCGCACGCCGGCCAGCUUCCCCUCGCGCCCCGGACCGCACGCCGAGCCCCCGGACGCCGAGCCGCGAUGAACGCCACCUUCCUGAACCACAGCGGCUUGGAGGAGGUGGGCGGCGCCGGCGCCGGGGCCGCCCUGGGAAACCGCAGCCACGGGCUGGCCACGUGGCUAGGCUGCUGCCCCGGGGGUGCGCCGCUGACCGCCGGCGACGGGGUGCCCGCGGGGCUGGCGUCGGACGAGCGCAGCCUGUGGGUGUCGCGCGUGGCGCAGAUCGCCGUGCUGAAUGUGCUGUCGCUCACGAUGGUUUUCGGACGUCUUCCUUUCUUGGGCUGGAACAUGCUCAUCAAGUGCUGAGAGUAAGAUCAACUAUUGCGACGCAAGAAGCGCCGGCCCUCCAGGGACGUGGGCGCCGCUAUCCUGGGGCUGUACUGAGCGCCGCGCGGCGGGAGGAGCCGACGCGCGCCCGGGACCCUCCUCCGCCGCCCACCGGCAGCGCCCGGGCCGAGGACGCCGCGGGACCGGCGGCGGCGGCGCGUGAAGAGACUUGCAGCCGGGCUCGGUCCAGCGCGCGGGACGGGGGCGGGUGGGGGUGGGCAUGUUGUGGUUUUUUCUUUAUUUUUUUAAUCGGUUUUUUAGAAAAACAAGUCCAGGGCUGGGUGCGAGUGGGUGUGGGAUGCCACUUGGGGCUGAGGUCGCUCGCGCGGGAGUUCGGUGUGUUUGUCGGUGGGGUGGGGGCGGGUUGCGCGCAGGGGCGGGGGAGCUGACGCGGGGAGUCGCUGGGACUGUUGGCCUCAUCGUACCUGGGGACGGAGAUCUCAAAAUAAAAUUGCAGCCGUCGGGAGUUCUUCGGGCCGCUCCCCGCCGCGCCAGUUGGGGCCGUGCCGCGGGGCGCAGUGCGGGGACGUGGGCAGAGGUGCGCAGGGGGCGGGGAGGAGGGCGGCAUGAGCCCUCGCUGGGGCCGCUUGGGGCAGGUCGGGGAGGAUCUGGCCCCUGCGUGGCCUGCGCUGUCCGGUGCGGGGCUCCCCGCGCUCCACGCCGAGGCCGGAGCGGGAAAGGGGAAAGCAGCUGUUUGCAAGCUGGCUGCCGAAGAGGCAGGUCCUGCGGGGCGGGCCAGGCAGCAGCGAGAGUAAUUAAAUCAUUGGAAAUUGGAGUCUGUUCCCUGAGAUGAAAAAAAAGUGCGUUGAAUCCAGAACGGGGAAAGCAGUAAAAUACAUCCAGAGAGGGUUCAAAGGCUUCCGCCGGGCGGGGGUGGGCGGACUGCACCUGCUACAAAUGGAGUUUUACUUAGGAGCCCCAGGGCCCCGUGGAAGGCUUCUCGGGCUCCCUCCCUUCUAAAUCGCAGUAAGAGGACUGGGAACACCCCCCACCACCACCACCUUUCUGCACGGGAAGGGGAGGGGUUUGGGUGCCAGGUCCCAGGAUGUUCAUGGAGACAGUGGCCCCUGCGCAGCCCAGGCCCACGCCUCCUGCAGGUGCUCCCUUGCCUUAGCGGUGGUCUCCUUGUAUAUUCCAGUCCCAGGGGGAAGGAGGCUCUGCCGCCUGCAGGUGCUGCCGGGAGACAGCUGGAGGAGGGGGCGCCCCAGGGGAGAAGGCUGGGCCUGUACCCUCUGCUCACCCCCGCAGCCCUAGUGCCAGCCCCUCCAGCCUCCUGUGCUCGGAGCGCUGAGGGGGAGACACUAAGGGACUGACUCUCGCUCUCUUCUUUGGCGGCGGAUGGUGGAAGAGAAGGGGAAGGAGAAGGAAGGUGGCUGAAGCCUUCGCUGGCACUCUCGGCUUCCACAGGGAGGAGGUGGGGGUCGCGGAACAGAAGCGGAGCCUGCCCCUCCCUGGUCCUGAGCUCUCCUCUGCGGGUGGGGUCACUAUCAGGAUGGUCACCGUCAGGAUGUGUCCCCCCAGUCUCGGAACUGGGCGGGGCUUCAUUCAGCUGGCCAGGCCAGGAAGGCCAAGGGUCAGAGACCAGGAGGUGGCUUGGUGUGAUUACAGGUGGCCAGCCUGGCAGGGGGGAGGGCAGCUUUAAGGACUGAGGAGGCCCGACACGGGUGACUGCGGGCUCGGCUGGUCCGGUGGCCCCAGGACACAGCACAGACAUCAGCAAUCAUGGGAAACCCCAAAGGACUGAAAAACAAGGGUUUUGCAUAAAAAAGAGGGUUUCACAAAAACACAGGCUUUGAUAGUUUGCCGUCUGGCCAGCUUUCGGUGACUGCUACCAAGACUUUCCUUGGCCUGCCACAGCGGAGGGUACUCAAGAGUUAAAUCCCUGGAUUUGCUGUAAAAACGAAAGCCCUAGUGGGAAAGCUUUGCCGAUUUUCCCAUUAUUAAAAAAAAAAAAAAGUGCGACACGUCUGUGUAGUGACGUGCACGUCUGAGCCCCAUGCCCUGGUGUGCACACGUGUGAACUAGUCCAUAGUCAUGGCACCGUGCGAGUGCACGUGUGCACACGCAGGCAGGUGCAAGGGCAGGCUCGAGCCCCAAGGAGGACGGCAGGUGUGGGCAGGCCCUGGGGAGGGACCAGGGUGGGAGAGCUCACCUAUAGCCCGGCCGCCGUGCUCCCUGGAGCCCCGGAGGCCCGCAGUGCUCACCGUGCCUGUUGUACCCCUCGGGCAGGGUGUCAGGGUGGGGUCCCCAAGCCACGUCGGGCACAGGGUCCAGAGGAGUGGUCGGAAUCCUGAAGCCCUGUGGGGCUGGGCUCGUGGAGCAGUGGGUUAAGCUGCCGCCUGCGACACCAGCGUCCCAUGUGCUCACCUGCUCUGAGUCCCGGCUGCUCCAUUUCCGAUGCAGCUCCCUGCUAAUGCACCUGGGAAAGGCCGCUGCAGACAGCCCCUGCCACCCACGUGGGAGACCUGGAUGGAGUUCUGGUGGCCUGGCUUCGGCCUGGCUCAGCCGCAGCAGAUGGAGGAUCUCUCUCCCUCUCCCUCUCUCUCUCUGACUUUCCCUCUAUCUCUGUAACUGUGCUUUUCAAAUAAAUAAAAUGAAUCUUAAAACAAGAA